Molecule: messenger RNA, 822 nt
Organism: Schizosaccharomyces osmophilus
Lineage: Eukaryota; Fungi; Ascomycota; Schizosaccharomycetes; Schizosaccharomycetales; Schizosaccharomycetaceae
Gene: tsr3
Product: SSU-rRNA maturation protein Tsr3
Exons: 2
Coding region: 1-822 (273 amino acids)
Biological process (GO): maturation of SSU-rRNA
Molecular function (GO): rRNA small subunit aminocarboxypropyltransferase activity
Source: RefSeq, a predicted model, not a curated record
AUGGGCCCCCGAAAUUCAGGUAAAUUUCACGGCAAGCACAAUUUUAAAGGGCAAAUGCCCUCGAAAUUCCCUUUGCCUCUUGCGAUGUGGGAUUUCGGUCAUUGCAAUCCAAAUGCUUGUUCCGGGAAAAGGUUAGAAAGACUUGGUUGCAUACGGAGUUUGCGAAUUGGUCAAAAGAAUAAGGGAGUCGUGGUCACACCAAACGGCAAAUCGCCAGUUUCACCCGCUGAUCGAGUAUUUUUUGACAAUGGCGGUGCGAGUGUCGUCGAAUGUUCUUGGGCUAAAAUUGAUGAAAUCCCCUUUUCAAGAAUUGGAGGCCGUUGCGAACGACUAUUACCCUAUUUGGUUGCUACAAAUCCUAUCAAUUAUGGACGGCCUUGGAGGUUGAAUUGCGCAGAAGCAUUGGCAGCCUGUAUGUAUAUCGUUGGGUACAAGGAUGAGGCUCGAUUGCUGAUGGAGAAUUUCAAAUGGGGCCAUGCUUUUUUCGAUGUAAAUGAAGAGCUUUUAGAUAUUUAUGCUGAUUGUAAAGACGCCGAUGAGAUUCAAAUAAAACAAAAACAGUAUUUGGAAGAUAUGGAAGCAUCUUAUCGAGAGCAAAGAAAUACAGAUCAAGGGGAUAUUUGGACACAAGGAAAUUUGAAUCACAAACCAGUCGUCGCUGACAAUGAUACAUCCAGCAGUUCCUCAGAUGCAGAGAGUAAUGAAGAAGUAAAUGCUGUAAAGGAACCUAUACAAAACUCUGAAGAUUCACAACAAGAUGCAAAUGAAGAAGAAGACGAUGAUCUUUGGAGAAAUGUUGUUCGAAUGAAGCUAAAAACAUAA